UUUGUCAAAAUUUUCGAACAAACCAACAAUUCUCCCGUAAUUCUUCUCGAAACUUCAUCAAGUAUACUUACUCGGAAAAGGAAAAAAUGGAGUAACAUACUCCUACAUUUCAUUGGCUGACUGAAACAAUAACUCCUCCACUUACAUCCAUAAAUUCAUUUGACAAAUAAAUACUGCAAGAAAUCCUCCGUUUAUCAAUCUUAUUCAUCAUCACGAUCAAGGUCAAUUAUCCUCUCCAACGAUCUCCUUUUUUCUGUGUUUGUUCAUCAAUUUCCUACAGAAUGAGAGUAUUGAGGUUGAGCCUUAUUGUGCUCCUAGCAUUCCUUAUAUCAGUUUCUAUAGCUUGGGCAAGUGAGGAUCGGGUUAACAAGUCAAUUUCAGGGUUAGUUUGGUCAACUGGUAAAGAAGGAGGCCUGUUCGGGAAGUCACAUUCCGAAGAACCUGUGGAUUUGAAUGAUAAUGACGAGCUUGAUGGUGGUUUUUCUUCCCUUGAUGGGAUGCUACAAUGGGCAAUAGGACAUUCUGAUCCAGCUAAAUUGAAGGAUGCUGCUAAAUCUAUGCAACGCCUAUCCGAUGAUGAGCUAAAGCAGCGCCAAAUUGAAAUCCAGGAUUUAAUGGAAAAGUUAAGAAUGCCUUCAGAUGCAGAGUUGAUGAAGGUUGCAAUAGAUGACUUGAAUAAUAUUUCAAUCUCUUUAGAAGAUCGUCUUCGUGCUCUGGAAGAACUUUUGGUACUUGUUGAACCUAUAGAUAAUGCUAAUGAUUUGAACAAACUUGGAGGUGUUGCUGCUGUUAUAAGCCAGCUUGACAAUCUUGAUCUAGAUGUAAGGAAACUUGCUGCUUGGGUUAUUGGAAAAGCUAGUCAAAACAACCCGGUUGUUCAGAAUCAGGUGUUGGAACUUCGUACACUGGCAAAGCUCAUGAAGAUGGUGAGAUCUGAUGUUGUAGAAGAGGCCACCAAAGCAUUGUACGCAGUUUCUGCCUUAAUCAGAAACAAUUUUGAUGGCCAGAAAAUUUUUUAUGCCGAAGCUGGAGAUUUGAUGCUUAAGGAUAUAUUGAGCAACUCAACCUUUGACAUUAGACUUCGCCGGAAAUGUGUAUCUCUUGUCGGUGAUCUAGCGGAAUGUCAACUAGAAAACACCGAUAAAUCAGAGCUUCCCUUUUUCAGUGAUCAUAGUUUUCUGAAGGCAAUAGUUGAUCUAGCCCUAUCAGAUGACCUUGAACUCCAGGAAAAGUCACUUGCUACAAUAAAGAUUUUACUACAACUUCGAACAACCGAUGCUUCGACAUUUAAAGAUUCAUGUGCUUUGGACAAUGCAUUAGAAAAAAUGAGAAUGCAACUGCGACAGUUGAUGGAGGAGGAAGAUCAAAGAGAGUACGCGAUGGAUGUUGAAAUACUCCGCCGAGAAGUGGAGCUGAUUUUUUACAAGAAGCUUGAGAAUGUAUAUCACAUGGCUACUUUUUCUUUAUGAGAAAACUCGAGCCCUUUUACUUGUAGCAUCGUCUUUCAUAUUAAAUUUUCGUUUGAUAAACAUGCAGGGAUUAUAAGUUCCCACAUGACAUGACUUCAGCCAACACCUGUUCCAUUUUCUUUGUAAUUUGAUCUACAACAACAGUGCUUAGAAGACGUUGGGGAAAGCCAUUGAAAGCUCUUCAAACCUUGCAAUGUAGGAGGAUUAUUUAGGGAUCACGAUUCAACAAGUUUCGACAUUUUCAGGUAGAUUUCAUUGAAUUGUUUUGGGUUAACUUUAUUAUACAUACUCAUGUGAAAGACAAACCAGUUGAACUGCACAAAAGCAUAUAUAUCUCGAAGCUCCGAUGUUUUGUCCGAAGGAAGUCCGUCUUUGUAUUUUUAGGUUUCUGUAAGUUUAAAGGAUUAACGGUUAGAAUGCUGUGUUUGAUGUAUAUAUCAUUAGUUGAACUUGUUUUAUUUGAAGCUAAAUUUAUGUUUAGGUAAUGUGUUUGUUGAAUGCAUUGAUUCUAAAAUAAUGUAAUAUACUAACUAUAUGGAGUAUAUAUACUAAGAUUAACGCAGUUUUAUUUCUCGAGUUUAAA
Molecule: messenger RNA, 2052 nt
Organism: Amaranthus tricolor (Joseph's coat)
Lineage: Eukaryota; Viridiplantae; Streptophyta; Magnoliopsida; Caryophyllales; Amaranthaceae
Product: hsp70 nucleotide exchange factor FES1-like
Exons: 8
Coding region: 282-1469 (395 amino acids)
Source: RefSeq, a predicted model, not a curated record